UCGGUGUGUCAAUUGGCCUUUCAUGAUAAAGACGAAUAUAAUUGAGAAAGUCGGUGAAACGUGUGAAGAUCCGAGAGGAGAGCAGAGGGAAGUGAUUCGGGGCGGGAGCGAGCGACCUUCCGCGUCGCGCUAAGCCGGGCGUGGCGGGGCAAUCUCUCGUGUCUGGCGGCGGGCGCGGUGCCGAGCAGGCAGGCAGGGCACACCGGAGUGCGCAGUGGGGCCGAGAGCGCGAGAGCGGCCAGCAGCUGGUGAGUCUCGCGUGCACCUGGGGCUGGCUUGCCAGCUACCUGUAGCUGCGUUGUAGCCAUGGCGGCGGCGACGGAGGGUUUGAACGCCAUGACGACGGUCCCUGCCGACCUGGCGCUGGCAGCGGCCACCGGCAACACCAUAGUCGGGGAGACGGCCGUGCUUAUCUUCAUCCCGGUGACGUGCGUGAUUGGCAUUCUGUUCGCGGUAAUGCAGUGGUCGGUGGUCGGCAAAAUCAGUGUCCGCCCGUCGGGGGGGCCCGCGCUCAACUACCCGUUGAUGGGCGAUGAAGGGCUGGAGGACAGCAGCGUGGUGACGAGGUGCGCGGAAAUUCAAGAAGCGAUAUCGGAGGGCGCGGUGUCGUUCUUGAUGACGGAGUACAAGUACCUGUCAUAUUUCAUGGUGGGCUUCUUCAUCGUCAUUUUCGCGUUCCUCGGCGCCACGGAGAACUUCGGCACCGACAAGAAGCCGUGCGAAUGGGACGAGACGAAGGUGUGUGGGUCGGGACUGAUGAAUGCCUUGCUCAGCGCGGUGGCCUUCGCUCUCGGGGCCAUCACGUCCACUGUGUGUGGCUUCCUAGGAAUGAAAAUCGCCACCUUUGCCAACGCCAGGACGACGCUGGAGGCGAGGAGGGGCGUAGGGCCGGCAUUUAAGGCGGCAUUCCGCUCUGGCGCGGUGAUGGGCUUUCUCUUGACAUCUCUAGGCUUGAUUGUCCUCUACUUCACUAUCUUGGUCUUCCAACAAUACUACGGCGAAGACUGGAUUGGCCUCUAUGAAUCCAUUGCCGGUUACGGCCUCGGCGGUUCGUCCGUCGCUCUUUUCGGUCGUGUGGGCGGCGGUAUCUACACCAAGGCGGCAGAUGUCGGUGCUGACCUCGUGGGAAAGGUGGAGCGCAACAUCCCGGAGGACGACCCAAGGAAUCCUGCCGUUAUUGCGGAUAACGUGGGUGACAAUGUGGGUGACAUUGCCGGUAUGGGCGCUGAUCUUUUCGGUUCGCUGGCAGAGUCCACAUGUGCUGCUCUUGUGGUGUCUUCGCUGUCCGACUUCGGAAAAGAGAUGAAUUACGUGGCCAUGAGCUUCCCUCUGAUGAUCACCGGGGCUGGCAUCUUGGUCUGUCUGCUCACCACGCUUGUGGCGACAGACUUGACUUCCGGUGUGUCUAACAUCAAGGGGAUUGAGCCGGCUCUGAAACAGCAACUAGUCAUCUCAACGGUGCUCAUGACGCCUGUCAUUGCAUUGCUGGCAUGGGGUUGCCUUCCAGAUACGUUCGAGAUCAUCAACGGCGCAGACACCAAGGUCGUGAAAAAAUGGUACAUGUUCUUCUGCGUGGCAUGUGGCCUUUGGGCAGGCCUUCUGAUUGGCUACACCACAGAGUAUUUCACCAGCCACCAGUUCUCACCCGUGAGAGAUGUUGCAGACUCCUGCAGGACGGGGGCUGCCACCAACGUCAUCUUCGGCCUUGCUCUCGGUUACAAGUCGGUCAUCGUUCCAAUUCUCGCCAUUGCAUUUACGGUGUUCGUGUCUCACACACUUGCGGCCAUGUACGGUAUUGCCUGUGCUGCCCUGGGGAUGCUCAGCACCCUAUCCACCUGCCUUGCAAUCGAUGCCUACGGGCCAAUCAGUGACAAUGCCGGAGGUAUUGCUGAGAUGGCUGAAAUGGGCCCUGCAAUCAGAGAGAAGACGGAUGCGCUGGAUGCAGCAGGCAACACCACGGCGGCUAUUGGCAAGGGCUUCGCUAUCGGCUCCGCUGCACUUGUGUCGCUUGCUCUGUUUGGUGCCUACAUUAACAGGGCGGGUAUUACCAGUGUGGAUGUGAUCUUGCCCAAGGAGUUCGUGGGUCUCAUUGUGGGUGCCAUGCUUCCCUACUGGUUCUCUGCCAUGACCAUGAAGAGCGUUGGCAAAGCAGCGUUGGCCAUGGUGGAAGAGGUGCGCAGGCAAUUCAACACAAUUGCCGGCCUGAUGCAAGGCACUGUCAAGCCCGACUACAAGAGGUGUGUCGAAAUCUCGACCGAUGCUUCUCUCCGUGAGAUGAUCCCCCCGGGUUGCCUCGUCAUGCUUACGCCGCUCAUCGUCGGAGCACUUCUCGGCAAAGAAACUCUGGCUGGAAUCUUGGCGGGAGCUCUCGUUUCGGGUGUGCAAAUUGCCAUUUCUGCGUCCAACACCGGUGGAGCCUGGGACAAUGCAAAGAAGUACAUCGAGGCCGGUGGCAACGAUCACGCGAGGUCGCUUGGUCCCAAGGGGUCGGACUGCCACAAAGCAGCUGUCAUUGGCGACACUGUGGGUGAUCCUCUCAAGGACACAUCUGGACCGUCCCUCAACAUUCUUAUCAAGCUCAUGGCUGUCGAAUCGCUCGUGUUUGCGCCUUUCUUCAAGACCUAUGGUGGACUUCUCUUUGUAUUGUGGGAUAAGUUCGUCGAGGGGAAGUAGGCACGUGUUGGAAUUUCUAGUUGUAGGCUCAGCCCCCAUGUGCUGCUGGUCUUUUCUGGCAGUACGUACGCAUCUCCGAGCAAUCGGAAGCUUAGGGCUGAAAAGAUGAUGGAAAAUGAAGAAGACAUCUCCAACCCAGAUUAGACAGAUCGCUGUCCAUUUUUCCGUACCUGCUUGGGAAGGAAUGGGAGCAAUUGAUUUGAAAUAUCAAUGGGGUGAGGAAGUGAAAAAAGAAAAAAAAGAAAAAAAAAGGGGGUACAUACUUCAAAAGAGUAAGGAGGUACUGAGCAAGGGGUGUGUGCUGAUUCUUCUCUCACGCUGUCUUUUUGUUUGUUCAUUCUAAUAUUCACUAAGCAUAGCAUAGUCAAUAAGCAACCAGUGUUUCUGUGCUUACAAAAGGACUC
Molecule: messenger RNA, 3077 nt
Organism: Chara braunii
Lineage: Eukaryota; Viridiplantae; Streptophyta; Charophyceae; Charales; Characeae
Source: the annotation of a GenBank genome assembly